Messenger RNA from Bufo gargarizans (Asiatic toad), 596 nucleotides. RefSeq names its product parvalbumin (gene PVALB). Bases 100 to 432 code for a protein of 110 amino acids. Gene Ontology annotation, cellular component: nucleus; cytoplasm. Lineage: Eukaryota; Metazoa; Chordata; Amphibia; Anura; Bufonidae. The record is from RefSeq and is a predicted model, not a curated record. Gene Ontology annotation, molecular function: calcium ion binding. The transcript has 5 exons.
AAAGUAUUUAAGAGGGAAUCCUAUCUAAGGGACACCUCACCGUUGCCUUAUCUCAGCCCUUCCCACGGAUCCUGAUCCAUCCCCAAAUUCAGAGCCGCAAUGUCUAUGACUGACAUACUCAAGGCUGAAGACAUCUCAAAGGCUAUGGGGGCCUGUUCAGCUCCUGAUUCAUUUAACCACAAGAAAUUCUUUGAGAUGGCUGGCCUAAAGGGCAAGAGUAAAGAAUCCAUGAUACAAGCAUUCAAAGUGCUGGAUCAAGAUAACAGUGGAUUCAUAGAGGAGGACGAACUUUGUCUUAUAUUGAAAGGCUUUGACCCUAAAGGCAGAGUUCUAACGGCCAAGGAAACUAAGGACCUUCUUAAUGCCGGUGACAAAGAUGGAGAUGGUAAAAUCGGCAUGGAUGAGUUCGCAAACUUGGUGGCAGAAUCCUAAGCAAGAGAAGCUCUGUAGUAAUUUUAGCAAAGCCUUUCCCCUCUUUGGACACCAAUUUAUUUAUUGCUCCCGUUUUAUACUCCACCUCUGGUCCCUGCCUCCUGGAUCUCCGUGCUGGAACAAAGCGUAACAAAAUGCAAUAAAGGGCAAAAACAUCCCAGAAA